GCGACGUCAUUUCCUGGCUUGUAUCACUUUAUAGAGUUCCCGUUUGUGUUUGCGGGUAUCGCUACAGGACGAUUCGGGGGGCGGCAUGGACGACAUCAGGGCAGCGGCUGUCUCGGUAGUAGUGGACGCUUUCAUAGAAAACGAGAACAAGAUUGUGGCUCUUCUAAACAAGCUCCAGGAUGAGGAGGCACAAGAACAUAGAAGACGCAAACGGGUUGUGGCUGUGGCUAUGGCUAUGCUGCGGUCCAAGAAACGGAACAACGUCCAUUCUGGCACAGAGUGGAAGUUGAUGCUGGCUAUGGAUGACCCCACAUUUGUUCAGAACUUCAGAAUCACAAAAACCCAGUUUAAGGUCCUGCAAGGGUACCUAGAGGAGGGUGGUCUGCGCAGUGACCACUUCCAAGGUCUGCCUCCCCUACCUGUUCCCAAGAAGGUGCUCAUAUUCCUUUGGUACAUGGCCCACCAGUACUGCUUCCGGGAGAUAUCUAACAAGUUCAACGUCUCGCGUUCAUCAGCGCACCGCACCGUAUUCCGAGUGCUGACCAUCAUGUCCGCCCUUGGCCCGGCUUUUGUCUCUUGGCCUACAGGCAGAAAUGAGAAGAGUGUGUCUGCCGCCAGCUUCGAACGCGCAUGUGGCCUUGAGGAUGUCAUAGGAGUGAUCGAUAGCUGCCACAUCAGGAUCCAGAAGCCACGGGUCAGAGGAGAGGACUACAAGAACAAGAGGAACUACUGCUCGAUUCUCCUCCAGGGGAUUGUUGACGUUGAGGGCCGCUUCAUCAACGUUUUUGCUGGAAUCCCUGGCAAAGUGCAUGACGCAAGGAUGCUGCGCUCAUCCACAUUUUUCGAGGAAUGGCAGGAGAAGAUGGGGGAGUACCGUCUGCUGGGCGACGCUGCUUACAUCGGUCAGGCUUUCCCCUUCAUCGUCUCCCCCCUGCGAGGCAUCGGGGCCCUCACAGACGCAGACCUUCGUCACAACACCGACGUCAGCCGGGGUAAGUUCGUCGUUGAGCAGGCAUUCGGAAGGAUGAAGUGCAAGUGGAGGCGCAUCAGAGACUUGCAGAACACGCGCCCCGGCACUGGGGUGAAGAUCAUCUUGGCUGCGUGUUACCUUCACAACUUUGCCCAAGGUGCCUCGGUAGCAUGUGAUGAACACCCACAUGGAUGUCCAAUAGAGGAAGAUGCCAAUGAGUAGGAAGUUGUGUUCGGGCAAUUUUUGAGGAAAACCAAAGACUCUACCAAGUUAAAUAAUAGAUGCUUCUAUACACUCCCAUUUUCUGACUUGUAUUAUGUAUAUUGCUGACACUAUUCCUGUGUUUUGUAAUAAAAGUGUAAAACCUUAAAA
Messenger RNA from Gadus macrocephalus (Pacific cod), 1342 nucleotides. RefSeq lists its product as uncharacterized. The record is from RefSeq and is a predicted model, not a curated record. Lineage: Eukaryota; Metazoa; Chordata; Actinopteri; Gadiformes; Gadidae. The transcript has 2 exons. Bases 86 to 1192 code for a protein of 368 amino acids.